CCCACCACCUCCCGCCCGCCAACACCUAGGGCGUCUCCUCACCCACCAUGCACAAACUAUCAAACUUCCCGGCACAGGCCCGCCACGGCUGGGAGAAAAUGGCCCCGUCGACGGCCUUUUCCUUCUCGCGGUCCAACCACGAAAUGCCCGUCUCCGCCCCGAUCAAGCGUCCCUCGACGGCCACGUCCGCCCCGCCCGUCAUCGCGCCCGGCACCCAGGUCAACCUGUCCUUCAACGUGCCCUUCUCCUCUAACCUCGCCGGCCCCGACCCGGACGACAUCAUGUGGGCGAGCCCGGGGGCAAAGGCGCGAUGGACUCAUCCGGAAGGCACGGCAGACCAGACGCCGACACACAAGCUGCCCGUCCACGCCCAGAACGUCGACAACCUGCGGAACCUGUGCAGAGAAGUGAGCGAGCAGACUGACGGACGCGUUUCGGCCAACGUGACGUCGGCCGAGUCGAAGCCACUGCCCGGCCUGCAGCGGGGCCCAUUGCGGGCGCUCGUCACCAACGUGUGCCUGUCGGGCGAGCUGGAGAUUGUCAACUCGAUGCGCUGCCGCAUCCUCAACUCGACGCCCAUCUCUCUGCGAUCGUCUUUUGUCGAUAUUGACUCGCAGCUCAUCAUCGACCCGCCGACACAGAACGUCAGAGGCGCCGUGCUCAACCAGCUCGACCUCAUCUCCAAGGCCACCAAGGCCGACAUCUUCCUGCUCAUGCCCAAGCAGCCUGACAUCGAGACGGCCAGCUUCCAUGGCAACAUCGACACGGGCAUGGACCCGCGCCUGCGCUGUGCCAUCUACGGCGACCUCGAGACCAUGGAGCACGCGAAGACGCGUGUGCUGAUUAUGAUCGACCAGAUCCUCAAGCGAACCGUCGAUACCAUGAAGCUCGAGCUCACCAUGCACACUCUGAUAUGCGGACGCGGGCGCAAGAACAUCAAGAUGAUCGAGUCUGCCACGGGCACCGCCAUCUACUUCCCCCCGCCCUUCCCUCGUCUGUUCGGAUACACGCCGCCCGGUGCUCAGCGAAGGCCUGAUGACCUAGUAUACAUUACGGGUGAGAACUCGGAGAAUAUACUGCGCGCCAAGCAGCGUCUGCACGAUCUAGUCAUGUCCACCAAGGUAUUUGUGAAGCCUGUCAUGGUCACUGAUACCAAGCUCGAUGCCAUCUUGCUCGAGCGUCUGGACAAGGUGCGCAAGAUCAUCGAGAACAACGGCUCGUACAUCCUACUGCCCCCUCUUGGCGUUCAGCGUGGUGUUGUGCGUGUUCAAGGCACUGAUGUCUUGCAUGUUGAGCGAACUGUGCGCGAACUGAUGCAGCUUGCCGGCCAAUUCUACAGUGCCUCGUGGUUCAUUACCCACCCUGACCCCACACAGCGCCCACCCACACCUGCCGACGUUCGCGCCAUGCUCUCCGAUAUCUGCAUCAACUCUGGCGCCGAGGUCAGCUUCGAAAAGCUCAACUUCCACAUCUAUGGAUCCGACGAUGCUGUCAGAGCUGCACUAAUGGUCAUCAGCAACAUUCCCUUCGUGAAGAAGUCGCAGUACAACAUGAGCGUCAAGAUUGAGCUGGCCAACGAGCACAAAGAGUUCGUCAGUGGUAAGAAGAACGGCAAGAUCAACAAGAUCAUGAGCCACAGCAGUGUGCAGAUCGUCUUCGAUGGCUUCAACGAGUACAACUUCUACAUCGUAGUCCGCGGUGCCCAGUAUGAGGCUACUAAAAACGGUCUAGACCUUGUCGAACAGGAAAUGCCUGCUUCCAUUUCCUUCCAUGUCCCUGAUCAGUACCACAAGCGCAUCAUCGGCAUCGGUGGUCAGCACAUUCAGCGCAUCAUGAAGAAGUACUCUGUCUUCGUCAAGUUCUCCAACGCCAUGGACCGUGGCGGCUUUGGUAAGGAGGAAGAUGACAUCAAGGUCGACAACGUCAUCUGUCGCACCCCUGCGCGUAAUGCUCAGAAUCUCGACUUGGUCAAGCAAGAGAUCAUGGACAUGGUUGAGAAGGCCGACGCCGAAUUUGUCUCGGAGACUAUCAACAUCAACCGUCUUUACCAUCGCGAGCUUAUUGCUCGUCUAGACAAGAUCGAUGAGUUGGAGAAGAAGUUCAACUGCAAGAUUACAUUCCCUAGCACUGAGGAAGCCAGCGACAUUGUUACAGUGUCCGGUCCUGAAUAUCAGGUACCUUUCGCAGUUGACGAGUUCUUGGGUAUGGUCCCGGAAUCUCAUGAUCUCGCCUUCCCAUCUACCACGGAACUCAGCGAGCACAUCCGCUCAGCCGAGUUCAAGGCUGAGAUACUUGACAAGCUCAAGACCCAGCACGAGGUCGAUGCCCAGCUUCAGCAAGCGCAGACCGAAACUGUUGACGGCAAAGAAGAGACGAUUGAAGCCUUCCACAUUGUCUUCACCAGAAACAAUGCUGGAGGACUCAAGGAUGCCAUUGAUUUCUUGCUUAACCACCUAGUCAUGCAUGGUCUUGACACUAACACUGUUCGUGGAGCUCUUCCACGUCCCAAGUCGGAUUCUUUCGAAGACUCUCUACCAUUCUUUGAGUCCAAGCUGCUUCAGCGCGCAGAGCCAGCUGUCGACAGUACCGACUCGCCUACCCGCUCUCACUUUGGUGAUGAUGAGCCUCGUGGUAUGCUCGACCGCCUCCGCAAGCCAGGCAGCAUGUCGUCCUUCACGUCCAUUUUCAACGGACGCAAAAAUACCAACUCACCAGGAUCCCUUUUCAAGCACGCUUCGAGCAAUGCUUCCAAGGCAUCCCUCGCCAGUCUGGAAUCCACCGGUAGCUACCGUAACCCGUGGAAUGACAGCGGCAUCAACCUCGCGGACGACGAGCACCACAACAACGGCUGGCCCAUGCCAGCACCUCGUUUCGAGUCCAAGUUUCCUUUUGGUUCCUCUUCGGCGGCGCCUGGGGACGUGACCCCUAGGUACGACCCGCGGGGCUCCGUGGACAGCGGGCGCCCCAGUACUUCUCAUUCUGCAUCUGGAUACCCGGCCCCUAUUGGGCCUCCUCGUUAAGUGAUACACCAAUCUCGAACCAUUUAUUUGAUACCACUACUGUAACCGGCCUUUAACGACGAAUACCCCGCUACGCGUUCAUUGUCUCUUGUACGUGUGCGACGACAAAAGAAUUAUACCCCCUCCUACUCUACGGCGAAAUAUCCCACGUCAAAAGCCUAGCCUGGCUGGUGGUUGU
Alternaria rosae is the source of this 3198-nucleotide messenger RNA. RefSeq lists its product as uncharacterized. Gene Ontology annotation, biological process: nuclear division. Bases 48 to 3020 code for a protein of 990 amino acids. The record is from RefSeq and is a predicted model, not a curated record. The transcript is spliced from 4 exons. Gene Ontology annotation, molecular function: mRNA binding. Gene Ontology annotation, cellular component: cytoplasm; nucleus. Lineage: Eukaryota; Fungi; Ascomycota; Dothideomycetes; Pleosporales; Pleosporaceae.